Aaosphaeria arxii CBS 175.79 is the source of this 502-nucleotide messenger RNA. RefSeq lists its product as uncharacterized. The coding region runs from base 41 to 235 and encodes 64 amino acids. Lineage: Eukaryota; Fungi; Ascomycota; Dothideomycetes; Pleosporales. The transcript has a single exon. The record is from RefSeq and is a predicted model, not a curated record.
GCGAGAACGAAUCUCGAGAAACAGGAACCCUACACAGUAAAUGCGAAAAGUCCACAGUAGAAAGAGGCUACGUAGUAGUGUGAGAGGUGGCUCGGUCAAAGUUCGCUUCCACACGGCCAAUUCGGUGCUACUAGCGCAAGGGAUAGACCACUCGCUGGCUCAAGGCCAUCUUGACCUAAUUUUUGCGGUUGAGAACGUGGUGUGCAAAUACACCUUGUUGCCGGUUCCGAUUUAGAAGAUAAGAGAGGGGUUUCCAAGCUUUAGGCGAUGGAGAUCAGUAUCUUCAAUCAUUCAUAGCUACUCUCUACCCCAGAGUUGGCAUUUCUAUAAUUAUCUCAAGAACGGAUCAGCCAAAGAACGAACCUGCUUCACCAGGACCGAUUGACAGGUCCACGGAACAUUGCCAGUAACUACAUUCGAACAAGCAGAGCAUAGUGUCUACUAUCUAAUGGAAGAACCCACAUUAAUCUUGUACGUCGCCUUGAACCCUUGAGCAGGCCGA